Molecule: messenger RNA, 249 nt
Organism: Miscanthus lutarioriparius
Lineage: Eukaryota; Viridiplantae; Streptophyta; Magnoliopsida; Poales; Poaceae
Source: the annotation of a GenBank genome assembly
AUGAUGUCACUGCAACUGAAGCAGACAACCAAUGGGGCAACAUUGAGAAUGGUAACUUUAAACUUUGGAAAGAACAAGCUGCAGAAACAGUGCGUCGCCAAUGACAUCGUUAACACAAAGAAGGAACCAGAGGAAAAGGUUUUUACACAGCCAACUACAACAAAGGAGUGUUACCAUGGCGCUAAGCCUUAUAUUCCUAUUGUUCCAAUGACAAAGCUCAGGUCUCAUACAGAUACAGUAGAGGGGUAA